UCGCUGAUGGCAGUGAUGGAGAAUGAGACGUGGCAGCACCCUUCAUACGUCCCCCAUUAUCUCCUCCGCGGCGACCCUUUUGCCUCGAGACUCUCCAGAGAGGCGGACAUCGUGGCGGCUUUUUACAUCUGUGUCAUAGGAAUCAUGUCUGCAACGGGGAAUGGCUAUGUCAUUUAUAUGACCAUCAAACGCAAGACCAAGCUGAAGCCCCCCGAGCUCAUGACUGUUAACCUAGCCAUCUUCGACUUUGGCAUAUCAGUGACGGGGAAGCCCUUUUUCAUCGUAUCUAGCUUCUCCCACCGCUGGUUGUUUGGCUGGGAGGGCUGUCGUUUCUACGGCUGGGCGGGCUUCUUCUUUGGCUGCGGGAGCCUCAUCACGAUGACCGUGGUCAGUCUGGACCGGUACCUCAAGAUCUGCCACCUGAGAUACGGUACAUGGCUGAAACGCCACCACGCCUUCCUGUGCCUGGCCUUCGUGUGGGUCUAUGCAGCCUUCUGGGCCACCAUGCCCCUGGUCGGCUGGGGAAGCUACGCCCCGGAGCCCUUCGGGACCUCCUGCACUUUGGACUGGUGGCUGGCACAGGCCUCCGUGUCGGGCCAGAGCUUCGUUAUGGCCAUCCUGUUCUUCUGUCUCGUCCUCCCCACGGGCAUCAUCGUCUUCUCCUACGUCAUGAUCAUCUUCAAGGUCAAGUCCUCUGCGAAGGAGAUUUCCCACUUUGAUGCCCGCAUCCGAAACAGCCACAACCUUGAGAUGAAACUCACAAAGGUGGCAAUGCUGAUCUGUGCAGGCUUCUUGAUAGCCUGGAUCCCUUAUGCAGUGGUGUCCGUGGUGUCGGCGUUUGGUGAACCAGACUCAGUCCCCAUCCCUGUGUCUGUCAUUCCCACGCUGCUGGCCAAGUCCUCAGCCAUGUACAACCCCAUCAUCUACCAGGUCGUGGACCUGAAAAAUUCCUGCGCAAAGUCCUCCUGUUUUAAGGCCCGGAAGGAACGCUGGCAUUUUAGAAAGUCAAGGUUCUACACCAUCUCUGGCUCGUUAAGGGACCCUCCACCAGCCAAAGACGCUCAAAUCGGAGAGUAA
Molecule: messenger RNA, 1077 nt
Organism: Chelmon rostratus (copperband butterflyfish)
Lineage: Eukaryota; Metazoa; Chordata; Actinopteri; Chaetodontiformes; Chaetodontidae
Gene: opn5
Product: opsin 5
Exons: 6
Coding region: 7-1077 (356 amino acids)
Biological process (GO): G protein-coupled receptor signaling pathway
Cellular component (GO): membrane
Molecular function (GO): G protein-coupled receptor activity
Source: RefSeq, a predicted model, not a curated record